AAGUUGGCUGUUACUUGCUACAACAUAAGAAAACACUGAUUAUACAUACGCGACCUAGUGUUGAAAAAGGUUUACAUCUAAAACAAACAAAAAUGUACUUUAAUGAACUGUUCUCAAUGUACUACAACAUGAACUCCGCCCACCCUAGCCGAGUUAUAUAAAUGCUGUGUACGAAUUACUAAUGGCCACAUGAUAAGCCUAGUAAACAACUCUUGACCCAGUGUAUAUAAAGCGUGGAGAGAAACGUGAGCUGAUACAAUUAGUUUGUUCAGUGAGCAAUAAAUAUUUACAAAGUCUUAUCUGGCCAGUACUUUAAACAGUUACUGAUGAAAGAGUUUGGAGAAGGAGACCCUAUUUUACAGGUAUAUAUUGUAGAGACAGAUGGCUUCCCAUUCUCCACUGAAGAUAGCGCUAAUCGUGCUCACCCUGCUAGCCUUUGCUGUCGUGGCGGCCAUUAAUGCGCUAGCAGCAACCAGUAAUGGCGAAGGUAUUUUCUUGAACAACACAGGCUCUAUAUCCGACUUAUUUUACCUAGAAGUAACGCCCGCCGGAUGGACAUUCAGCAUCUGGGGUUUUAUUUAUACCUGGCAAGCCCUUUGGAUUAUUUACGCCCUCACAACAGUGUGUCGUCGGAAAGUUGGAACGUACUUGUAUCUGAUGCCCGUUUAUCCAACAGCUUUGUUUGCAUCGUAUAUAAUAAAUAAUAUUUUAAAUGUUGCGUGGUUGUUUGCCUGGGACAGAAUGAAGAUUGCCGUCGCCCUGCCAAUUCUCGCACUUCAGCCAUUUACGUUGUACAUCUGCCUUUUCUUUUCCUUUAAAACACUGUACAACAACUUGGAUUUCCUUACGAGGAACGGACUGAAUGUUGACAUUUGGCUUAUUCGUUUACUGAUUCAAAAUGGAAUUGCUUUUUAUGCUGCUUGGGUUACUGUGGCAACAUUGCUGAAUUUAGGCGUUGUUUUAACGUAUAAAGACGGAAGUGACGUCACUGAUACCUUUCUGGCACAAGACAUUUCGAGCACCAUAAUUCUUGCAAUUGUAUCCGUAGAAAUCCUGCUUUGGUUUAGCUUCGAUUUGACAAUAUUGGACAAGUACACGCGUUAUACUUUCUCGCCGUAUAUUACAUUAACAGUUGCCUUAGCUGGAAUUGUGCAAAAGAACUUUAACCUUGACACAGCCUACAGAAACUCUGUUUUCAGUGUAGUCCUUUUGACUGUUGCCGCCAUUUGCCUGGUUGUCAAGCUUACCGUGAUGCUAUGGAGACAUUUUAAGAGACCUAUUCAACCAUUACUGUCAGACUUUAAGCCAACUAUAUGAAAGCUCUAAGACAGUUUACAUGAUUAAUGACACCGUCUAUGAUUGAUAGAUAAAUGGUAUAUGGCGUGACCACCGACGUAAAAUUCCAUCGUUGACGAAUCUAGUGUUACACGUUCAUUCGUCAAGCAUUAUAGCUAUUCUUGUUUAUUAAAGAGCAUACUGACUCAACACUUGGUCUUUCAAAGACCCAGUCCGAAAAUACCGCCUCAAUUUCAAAUGGCUAACGCAUGAAAUAGGAUCCUUGCAUAACAUAAUAUAAAAUUAAUCUGUCUCCUAAACUCAAUACCCGAUUGAGUAAUUAUUUUAAUAUUUCAAGUUAUAUUCUAUAGGAAGGAUGCCAGACUUAACCACGAAAAUAUCAAAUACCAGUUUUGCCGAAAAAUAUAUCGAUACAGAAAAUCGUGCGCGGGACUGGGUGCAAACGGUGACAAUCUUGAAAAUGUGACGUUACUUGACUGAACAAUUUGGUAAUAAGUUGAACAAUCAAUUUCAUAAUGUAUCUUUUGUUUUAACAAAUUGUAUAUGAUUAUAAUAUUCAUGUACAUAUGUAAAUAAAAUCAUUCAUUCUU
Molecule: messenger RNA, 1886 nt
Organism: Mercenaria mercenaria
Lineage: Eukaryota; Metazoa; Mollusca; Bivalvia; Venerida; Veneridae
Exons: 3
Coding region: 382-1317 (311 amino acids)
Source: RefSeq, a predicted model, not a curated record